CGGGGGCGAGGCGAAAAAAAAACAUUACGAGAGGUUGGGAGUCACAGACAUGAAUUGUGACGUGGGCAACAGUAUUGGGGCUGGAAAACGAGAGGCAGGCACCGCAAGCAAUAAAAGAUCCUCCUAGACCCGAUACAGCUUCAUGUUCAGGGACGGCAUCUGGCUGCUGUCCAUGGAGAUAAGUGUGACUGUCCUUGUUUUUAUUUUUAUAAGUACGUGAAGUAGAAAGGACGUCUCAUCCUCCAGAGCUUCAGUGGGGAAUUGACUGCACAGGCUGGACACCUCUGAGUAAAUGAACAGUUGGCUUUUUGGAUGGGCCUACCUCAAGGGAACUUUUUUCACGGAAUGUACCUUUCAAUGACACUUCGGCUUUCACUUUGAAUCCCCUCUGGAAUAUUUAACUUGAAACUCAGUUUAGGAUUAACGUUAUUAUUUAACUGUAUAUAUUGCUGAACUGGUCGCUAACUUUACUUGGCAUCUGAAAAAAAUGGCACUUUAUGUAGAAGGUCUGAGUAAAGGAGUGGCCAACGGAGGGAUGGCUCAGUUCCAGGAAAUGAUGCGACAGCAGCUGGAGAGCUCCAUGCACACCGAGCUGGAGAAACUGCUGGACACCACCACAGGCGCAGAGAGAGAGGUGUCCAGGAAAGACUUUGAGGGCUUCAAGAAUCUUUUCCACAGAUUUCUGCAGGUGAAGGGUCCAUCGAUAGAGUGGAUCAAGAUACAAAGACCUCCAGAGGACUCGAUCCAGCCCUACGAUAAGAUCGCUGGCCGAGGCCUGCCGGACAACGUGGCUGACUGCCUGAACAAACUGGUGGUGGUGAAGCUGAACGGAGGCCUGGGCACCAGCAUGGGAUGUAAGGGCCCCAAGAGCCUGAUCAGUGUCCGCAACGAGAACACCUUCCUGGACCUCACGGUGCAGCAGAUAGAGCACCUGAACAAGACUUACAACACAGACGUGCCGCUGGUUCUCAUGAACUCCUUCAACACAGACGAAGACACCAAGAAGAUCCUGCAGAAGUACACACACCACCGUGUCAAGAUACACACCUUCAACCAGAGCAAAUACCCUCGCAUCAACAAAGAGUCGCUCCUCCCUGUGUCCACGAACUUGAGCACAAACGGGCAAAGCGCAGAAGGCUGGUACCCUCCGGGGCACGGCGACAUUUACGCCAGCUUCUACAACUCGGGCCUGUUGGAACAGCUGAUCGCGCAGGGCAAGGAGUACAUCUUCUUGUCCAACAUCGACAACCUGGGAGCCACCGUCGACCUCCACAUCCUGCACCACCUGGUCAGCCAGCCCAACGGCAAGCGCUGCGAGUUCAUCAUGGAGGUGACGGAUAAGACGCGCGCCGACGUCAAGGGUGGCACGCUGAUCCAGUAUGAAGGUAAACUGCGUCUGCUGGAGAUCGCCCAGGUGCCCAAAGCCCACGUGGACGAAUUCAAAUCAGUGUCAAAGUUCAAGAUCUUCAACACCAACAACCUGUGGAUCUCUCUGGCUGCUAUCAAGAAGCUGCAGGAACAGAAGGCAAUGGACCUGGAGGUUAUAGUCAACCCCAAGACGCUUGACGGCGGGCAGAACGUCGUCCAGCUGGAGACGGCGGUCGGCGCCGCCAUCAAAUGCUUCGACAACGCCCUGGGCAUCAACGUGCCUCGCAGCCGCUUCCUGCCCGUCAAGACCACGUCGGACCUGUUGCUGGUCAUGUCCAACCUGUACAGCCUGGACGCCGGCUCUCUCACCAUGAGCCCCAGGAGAGAGUUCCCGACAACGCCGCACGUCAAACUGGGCAGCUCCUUCACCAAGGUUCAGGAGUACCUGACCCGCUUCGAGAGCAUCCCCGACAUGCUGGAGCUCGACCACCUGACGGUGUCUGGAGACGUCACCCUUGGGAAAAACGUGUCGCUCAAGGGCACCGUCAUCAUCAUCGCCAACCACGGAGACCGGAUUGAUAUUCCGGCCGGCUCCAUGCUGGAAAACAAAAUCGUAUCUGGCAACCUCCGCAUCAUGGACCACUGACGCCUUUUUCACACACAAAACGCUCCCUCCCCGCGUGACCUAGUCGGCUUUAUCCCAGCGAUGUGACCCGUCAUUUUUCACCGCAUUGUUCUCCCUAAAGGGUAUGUGUGAUUGUAUGUGCAGUGCUACUCUGCAGCUUCAACAUUAGGUAGUACUUUACAUGGUUGAUGGUUGGGAGUGCUUGUAGCUGGGAUAUCCUGCCCCCUGCAGGCUGUUUAUUAUAAAAUGUAAACCUCAAAUAGUGUUAAUAAUACCCUACCUUUAGCGGUUAUAUUAAACAAUGACUUAAAUCCAUGGUAGAGAGAAAAACAACAAAUCAGAUUCUAUUUUUUAUUAUCUUUUUAACUGUGAUUUUGACUGUUCCUUUCUGCCAAAACAGACUCAAAAUAGAUACUAUAAUAAUAAUAAUAAUAAUAAUAAUAAUGUUAAUUUAUCAUCGUCUUCAUGCUCUGUGUGCUCUUACAGCACUGCUAAUGCAAUCACACAGUGUACUUACAUAGAGAGGUAAAGUCAUGAUGAGUUUUGACCAUUUAUUUCAAGCACUAAGAUCUCACUAUCAGACUCAGCAUGGUUCCACAAAAUACAGCGGUGACAAGAUCUGUCCAACUGAAAGAGAUAACCGAUAUAAUGUGCAGUUGUCCAGUAUCUGUACCUGGGGCUAGAGCCUGUCCUAGCUCACAGAUAUUUACAAUACAUACUAAUAAGCAACCAUUGACACUCCCACGAAGUUCAGUUUCCAGUUCAUCGUCCACGCAGACACACACGGAGAACGGCCACGCAGAAAGAUUCGAACCCUUCACUGAGACACCAUACCGCCCUGUGAUAACUCAAAUGAAAGAUAAAAUAAGUGUUAAAAUCACUCCUAAAUUUGUCUUCUUACCUCAGACGUAUCAUCCAUUCUAGAUGAACAUGGACGGAUAUGAAGCAUGUUCAAGCGUCCACUGAAGAGACGAAAACAUCACAUCUGUGUGGCCCAAUGGGGGAGGCUGUAACGUUCCUCAAAUCAGUACAUACAGCAGACCACGUUUUUUAUUUUUUUGUUCAGUUGAGGUUAGACUGCCGCGGUUUUCAUUAUGGAAUCUCGUUGUGCCCUUUCUUUCUUCUGCAAUGUUCUACGGAAACUGGACUGGAGAAUUAGUGCCAGUAGUGGAUAGAAAACGUGCAUUCAUUUCCCUCGUUGCCUCGUCGUCGUAGCAUUAGCGCAGAGUGGGUUCAUCGGAGAGUUUUUGCUCUAAACGGCUGCCUGCUGCAUCUGAAAAUGAUGCUUGUGAUAAGAGCGGUGGCACCGGAUCAAAACGGUAAAGUUGCAUGCCAGAAAACCAAAACAAUCCGUUGAAAUACGCUAAAAAGCUCCGCUGCGGUGAAGUGAGAAUUCUCUGAGUGACACCUUUCACCUACAGGUAGUCAUUUGAUCCAUUGUUAAUAUAAAUAUUUAGAGCAGCUUUAAAUGAAUCCAUUUUUUUUUUACAGGACAAUACAUUAGGAAUUUGUGGAACCAUUGCAGUAGUCAAAGUGAAAUUAGUCCAGAGCAAUGGCAACUAAGACUUCCACCCAAUAGAGCGUAAAAUAGACUUGAACUGGUUAUAUCUACACCUCCAGUGUCCAGGCUAACCUUGGGCUUGUCUUGACCGAAAAGCUCCCAAGAGUUUGUGGCAUAGAGGAGAUGUGUGAACAGCCUGUGUCUCUGUGCCUGUUUGGUGCCCUUUCAGUAUAUUUCAAAACCGUAAUAAUCAUGUUAAAGUGAAGGCCUUUAUUUGUUCAGUCCCUGUGUGACGUAGAUUAUGGAAAAUAUCACAAUGUCGUGCAUUAUUUUUGUUUUUGUAUGUUUGCUUACAUUAUGACCUUAAUGUUGAACGAAACCGCAUGCCUCACUACGGUGUCAAAUCUCUCCUGUCGCCUCUGUCCAUCACAUGACUCAGCGUUAACUCUUCACACAAAGCAAAGACAAGAGGUGCAAUACUUUUCUGAGGGUUGGUUUACACACACACACACACACACACACACACACACACACACACACACACACACACACACACACACACACACACACACACACACACACAAAGUUCCAGUGUAAGAAUACUUGAGAUGGGUCCGACGUGCGGACCAGAAGCCUGAAAGCAAUAAGUGUCGAUUUGUGACUGUGACGAGGUCUCCAUCCUCAGAGCUGAAUAAAGUGCAAUAUGAAAUAAUGA
Molecule: messenger RNA, 4209 nt
Organism: Perca fluviatilis (European perch)
Lineage: Eukaryota; Metazoa; Chordata; Actinopteri; Perciformes; Percidae
Gene: ugp2b
Product: UDP-glucose pyrophosphorylase 2b
Exons: 10
Coding region: 488-2014 (508 amino acids)
Biological process (GO): UDP-alpha-D-glucose metabolic process; glycogen metabolic process
Cellular component (GO): cytoplasm
Molecular function (GO): UTP:glucose-1-phosphate uridylyltransferase activity
Source: RefSeq, a predicted model, not a curated record